Messenger RNA from Melitaea cinxia (Glanville fritillary), 1084 nucleotides. RefSeq names its product trafficking protein particle complex subunit 1-like (gene Bet5). The record is from RefSeq and is a predicted model, not a curated record. Bases 366 to 803 code for a protein of 145 amino acids. Gene Ontology annotation, cellular component: TRAPP complex. NCBI's taxonomy places the organism in Eukaryota, Metazoa, Arthropoda, Insecta, Lepidoptera, Nymphalidae. Gene Ontology annotation, biological process: endoplasmic reticulum to Golgi vesicle-mediated transport. The transcript is spliced from 2 exons.
UUUUACAAUGGUUACGUAAAGGACUAAAACAGAAUAUAUUAUAUUAUCAGAUUGACAUGUUUAACUGUUACCCGCUGACGUGUAUUUAAAGCCUUUAAAGGUACAAAAACCUUCAGCAAGUUUGUAAAAUUGUGUCUCCUUAUUUGGAGAAAUUAUAUAUUAAAAUCGUAUCUGCGUAUGUUUUGUAAUAUCGUCAUUGUCACGGAAUGGGAUCGAAAAUAGAGAAAAAAAAAAUCUGAUCUGACAUCAAUUUGACAUUCUUGUCAAAUUAUAUCGAAAGAAAACGUCAUUGUUUUCGUUUUAUUUAUUACAUUAAUUUUAAAAUUUGUGUAAGAAAAAUCAAUUAAAUGUAGUAUGAUAUUAUAAUGAUGAUACAUAACUUGUAUAUUUUCGACCGCUACGGUACUCUACUCUACUAUGGAGAGUGGAAUAGAACGAAACAAUCUGGAAUGUCUAGGGAGGAGGAAGGAAAACUUAUGUAUGGAAUGUUAUUUUCAAUAAAAUCGUUUGUCGCAAAGAUAUCUCCCCUGGACCCAAAGGACGGUUUCCUGAAUUACAAGACGUCUAAAUACACCCUACACUGUCUGGAAACUCCGUCAGGUCUGAAGUUUGUCAUGAACACUGAUAACCAAGCUCAAGGUGUCAGAGAAAUGUUAAAAAAGAUUUAUGGAGAAAUUUAUGUUAAAUAUGUUGUAAGAAAUCCUUUGUGUGGUAUUGGAGAGCCGAUAACAAGCGAACUGUUUAAGAAUAAACUUGAUACUUUUAUAAAACAAGCACCACUGAAUACAGUUAGGGCUUCUUGAUAGUUUUAAUCUUAUAAAUAAAAUGUAAUAUAAUUAAAUUUGUUUAAUUUUAUUUGUUAGAUGGUUUUAAUAAACCUUUAUUAAGCAUCUCAUUUAACCAUAGUAAUUAUAAUUUUAAGAGAUACUUUUUUUUUAUAAAAUAUAUUUAAAAGAGGUUUUAUGUUUUUUAAGUAAUACAAUCCCGUAUGAUUAGUAUUUUGUGUUGAAAAUAUGAAUUAUAGAUAUGUUUGCUGUUUAUAUAAAUGCGUAAUAAAUCUUACACAUAUUUUAUGAUUAAAAAA